CUGUCAGCGCCCUGGGGAGAAUCUGCCAUGUUGCCCCUGAGGAGGCGGUUAUUCAGAAGUGAUUCUCAUGUCAGCAGAAAACUCAACCAUCACAGUCCGUCUUGUUCGCUCUUUCGAACACCGGAACUUCAGACCUGUGGUAUAUCAUGGAGUUAACUUGGAUCAGACAGUAAAGCAGUUCAUUACUUUCGUGCGGAAGGAUGUGCCUUCAAGAACAGGACUUCCUCCUCCUUUCAAAAAUUACAAGUAUGAUACAAUGAAGAUUAUUCACCAAGCACACAAAUCUAAGACUGGUGAACUUGUAGUGAGUUUGGAGGAUGAUGACAAACUGAUUUUGAAAGAAGACAGUACGCUGAAAGCAGCUGGAGUAGCAAAUGAGACUGAAUUAGCAUUCUUCUGUGAGGAAGAUUACAGAAACUACAAAGCUAAUCCUGUUUCGGCCUGGUGAAGAUCCCAAGAGAUUGUUUUGUUUUCCCAUACCUGUUGUAAAUUUUCCUUAUUCUGCUUAAUGAGAUUUUUCUUAAAGAUCAAUAAAUCCUAGAGGAUUGCUUUGCAAACAGUGCAAUUCCCUUCCUAUAGAAAUUAAUUUCUGUCAAUAUGCUAAGACUGAGAGAAGGAAAACUGGGGGACAUAAAUGACGUUUUUUCUUUCUUGCAUUUCUUUUUCCUCUGCUUGCCUCUUACCAUGCAGGCACUGCAAUCUCUGACCUGUGACACACGUUGUUGGUGUGAUCCUAUAGCAGUCAUUAGCUACAUACGGAGAUUAUACAAUGCAAGGUCUCAUCACAGUACUAACUUUUAAUGAAAACGGAAACGUUUCACAUCCAAAUCAUCGGGUAUUUUAGAGAGCUUGAGAAGAGAAUCUCUCUGUUUCAAGUCAUAGCUUUACUUCUCUCAUUUUGUAUCUGGUCUCUUUUGUUUAAAUGGUACAGACUGGCAAGUGUUUCAUGCUCUUCACUGGUGAAUGCUUUCCUUUAUACUCUCUUCCAGCCCUCUUUAGCAUGCUGAAAGGGAAAAACGACUGUUGGGAGGCUUUUGUGUUCAAGGACCAGCUUGCCUAUUUCUAGCUUUACUUCAUGGAGACACCUUCAUGUACAAGGUAGCAACCUGAGUUCUGCCAGGACAUCAGUGUGCAUAAGUAGGAAUUGGGCAUUUUUCCAAAUGGAGUGAAGCUCGUGAUUUCAGUUUUAAGAAUAAAACCUGGAUGAUUGAAUUUUAUGAGGAGAGGCCCAGUCUGCAAGCCACAUGUCUUCAAGACUGGAAUUGAUUGUUUCCUGGUUUCCAAGAGCCAAAUACUCUGUUGUGGUAUGUUAGUUCUCGGUAAUUCCAUGCUUUCCUACUACAUUAACCAUAUCAAGCAUAAGAAAAAAUAAUCCUCCAUCCAAUAAAGUACCUUUAGAUAGACACUGCUUAUGAAACUGUUCUUUAGGGGGUACCAAGAUGGGACACUGUGCCUUUAAGCCUCUCUUCACUAAAAUAGAAGUGAUGCUGGCUCUCUGCCUUAGCAGGCUUUUUGGGCAUAGGCUCUGCUAAAUCAAAUGAGACCUCAUGUGCAAUUGCUUUAGACCCACACAUCUUCCCUCAGCUCUGGGUGAGAGCCGACAACACUAUUUCCACGAGAGACUUUCCAGAGAAGGAAGCUUACCAUUUCCUAGAGCUUUGAUAAUUUUUUUUUUAUAUUGACAUGUGAUAGUGAAAGCAGAUGUGUGAUUUCCAAAGUAUCUAAAUAAAAGUUCUCUUUACUUUAGAUGUAGGGCCAAAGAAACGUCUGUGUAUUGUUCCCACCUCAUUUUCUUCAUCCUUCCUGACAACUCUUUGGUUUAGGCUGGUUUCGGUAGCUGGUGUUACUCACCAACAGCUUUGCUUCAAACAGAGUUUUAUUCUCUUGUGAAAGUAGUCUACCACUUUGUCAUCUGCGAUUAAAGGGGUGGUUGUAUCUUUAUCUUGUAAGGAGGAGUCCCGUAUCACUGAAGACACCUCUGUUCUCUUGGGAUUUAGAUGCUGUUAUGCAUGUUCUGAUGAAUUAGUGAGGAGAAGUUACACUUGCCUCCUCUUUUUGUCCAGGCUGCCUUUCUGUUGCUGGUGCCCAAACAUGGGCCCGUGUCUCAGCUACCUUCUUACACAGUCUGUUGAGUUUGUCAGAUUAAUCUGGCUAAUACUAGUUUGUACCUGUCUUCACAGACAGUUUAAGCUAAUGCGUUGCAGUCCAGAGCACACCAGCUUUGUUCAGCCAAAUUUACAAUAAUGAAGGUAACUUUGUAAGAAGAAGAUGGCAUACUGGAGAGAUCAAUGCCUCAGAGUGGCCUACCAAGGCAUCUAGAUGACUUCCAUCAGCACACUCAAGCUUUCAGACUGAGCAAACGCUGUCAUUCUCUUCCUCCUGUUCUGGGGAUUUGAAUUUGGCCUCUAGUACUUUUAGACAGAUUUGAAUUAUUUUUGUGAUCUCUUUUCUCUAAGGCAUUUCUGUUUGAAAGAGUCACCAAAUUUUAACAAUUGUCCUUUCUAGGCUAGUGCAGUUACAAACAUUCAGUGCCACACAGUGAAAGAGCAAUUCUACAGCAUCAAGAAGAAAACGGUAAAUGUUUUAAUGCAAAUAGUCAAGAAUGAUGUGUCUGGCACUCCAGAUUAGCUUCUCUUUCCAAGGGAAGAGUUAAACUACUGCUUUGUGAGCUCUGUCAGCUCUGGCAACAGGACUUCAUUGGCUUCUUUCUGCAGCAGCACAGUAGAGCCUUUUGUAAUGCUCUCAAUGACCACACUUGAAAACUGGAUUCUUUCUGAAGUGUUUUUCUGCUGUGUUUUUUUUCAUUGGAUCUUUAAUAAUGGUUCUUUCAGAUAAACCCCACAAAGCCAUAGAUAAUAACUGAGAACUUGUUAAGAUAGAUGCUGGUCCAACAUUUUUCAGUGGGAUAUGGUUUAGCCUUGUAUCAAAGUAGGCUUGAUUCCAGGGUCAUUGCGUACUGAAUGAAAUCUGUGAACACUGGCUAAUAAGUUGCUAAAGACUGAGUUGUCUUUGCCCAUGUUGUUACGAAAUCUUCUUUCUAUUGAAGGAAACCACUGACAGAGUUGGCCCCAUGGUUCGUUAGCCUGGCAGAGGUCGUGAACUGCAUUGGUUUACAAUUACUGUUAGUCAAAGGUGGCUUCUCUAUAAUGUGUAGUAGGGUAAACCAUACAGCUUUGUUAGUGUUCUUAGACACCGUGGGGUUAAUGGGGAUUCAUCUUUCAGUAGGAUGUCCUUGGAGCCUUUCACUAGCCUUUUUGGUUUUUUUAAAAAAGGAACAGCAUCCAGAGUGGAUGCUGAAAUAAGAUGCAGCUUUUCCCAGGUUAGUGGCCUGUAGCAGGGAAAGGCAGUCCAACUGGAAGCUGGGGGCAGUUUUGGGCUUGGGUGUUUUCUGGAGAAAGAAAAUAACCUCAGAGAGACUGGAGGUGUGGAAGAAUAGCUACUAAAGCAGAAGAGAGGAAGUUAGGAAGGGAAUUACCACAGAGGAAGAAGAGGUAACUGAACAAUCACACAAAAUCUUGACUAUACAACACUCUUGGCACAGAAAUACUGGAGUAGUGCUGCUUUUUAUACCACUAAAGGUAUGAAAAUGGCGCAUUUUAAUUUGGAAUUGAACUCAUAAACUGCUGCAAUAGGCAUCUUGUUUUUUCUGGCUCUGUCAUGUUAUAUUUUCUGCAUGUGGCAGUUUUUGUGUAUUUUUCUGUCCAGAGGUAGUUAUGUUGCCCCUUGAAGAAGCAAGAGCUAAGAAAACUGCUGACAUUGAUAACUGAGUUAAAUGUUGACAGUUACCAGUGGCAUAAAGGAGUCCUCAAAGAUCUGAUAAGUACCACUGGUAAAGUUGGGGAACUGUUUUAUCAGAUGUAAACAUUCUGUCUGAGAGGUCAUCCAGAGAUAAGUUGUAAGCUGUGGUGUGAGCAUUUGUCACAUGCCCUGACAGACCAUUUACUUAAAAAAAGAGCUUGCAAGUAACAGUCCAAGAGUUACCACAGCCAUGACAGUACAACCAUGUCCUGUCCCUGCAAGCUAAUAGCCACAGAAAUCCUGAGUGUCCAGAGAUCAAGAGUGAGGAAACAGAACAUGUGAUUCUCAUUCUUGGUCUCAUAUGACUGAUGGGAUCUUGGCUUCAGAGGAACUUCAGCCGGCUGGAGGCAUUACAAAUGCUUAAGGCAAGGGCACACUUUUGCUUAUUGAACAGUUUGGACGGAGCUCAGUCUUGCUGGUUGGCACCUGAUCCUCCUUCUCUGACUUCCUUUUCAAAGUGCUACUUGGCACAGAUUCACAAAUGAUUAAUGAAUCAAGCAGUGGUGCCCAGAAGACAAUUUUACUACUUUUCAUAUUAUCAGGACGGUGACUUUUUCCUACUGCCUGCUUUCCUAUUGAGUUAGAGAAACAGACACACCCUUGUGUACUUUCCCUGCCGCUUCCCUUCGCUUCUUGCCGCCACCUCUGCUGAUUUGCAGUGCUUUAAUGGUUAGGUUUACACCUCAUCUGAUAUGCAACAGCAGCAUUUCCUGUGGCAAUAAAUGUACUUUUUUUUUUUUUUGUAUUCAUGAAGAAAUAUGUUUUGAAAUAUAGAGGAAACCUUUUCUACGCUGUUGCUAACGGUGCACAACAAAGGAAUCUUUGUUGCUCUACAGGAGGACUUGCAUAGGACAGCACUGUCCACUAGUCAAUGGAAACAAAAAUGGUUUUAUUAUAAUGCUUUGUAUCUUGGAAGGGAAUGGGAGAAGUCACAUCAGGAAUGCAAAAAAAAUGCAGUGAAAAGCCAAGACCUAUUGCCAUAAAUUGUCUGCAGAGAAAGCCACCAGAUGUCAGCACAGCCUGUUCUUUCAUUCUCCAGAACCCCUGUAAGCCAAGAAAUAUGUAAUGUUUAUGAAAAGUGCUUAUCAGUGAAUUGGUUUAGCCUGCAAAGUCUGUACUAGGGUUCUGGUGAUGAAAGCUGAAUCCUUCCUUGCAGAAAGUAUUUCUUUUUAUAUUAAAAUCAAAAAGCGGCAAAUUGAACUGGUAUCAGUGCUUAAAUUCCUCUUGUUAGAGAGCACCCUUUGCGGAGCCAGUUCCAGCAUAUCUAAAUCUUUGCAUGCUGUGAGGAGGCAUUUGCAGAACAUUCAUUUGAAGAAUUGUCUGGAAAAGAUCAGUGUUAAUUUGCCGAGGUUUUGUAAAGUAGACUUUAAGGAAAAGUAGACACAAGGAAAACCACCCAGAACAGACACACAUGCAAAGCAGAGCAAAACAUCUUCAGCAACACAGCUUAAACGCACAACAAAUGUAUCCUCCAUGCUUCUGACCCUAAGCUCCUACUAUUUCUUCCUUGUAGCGCAAGGGCUGAGGAGAACCUGGCACUGUGUCCUCUGGGCCACGCUUUCUGAGCUGUGAUGAGCUGAGAUGGGAUAUGAGUUUCAGAGCCCAAACCCAAGCACUGUGCACAGCUUUACGCUGUCAGUGAAUGAAGUGUGCAUAGGUGCUGCCUGGUUAAAAGGGUAAAUUUGAGUUGUUGCACAGGAGCAAGGUGUGACGGAGCUUUCUGCUGAGAUGCCUUUCACUUUCUUGCAGCAGCUUACAGAUGUCGGGGAGCCUAUCAAAGAGAGGGAAGUUAAGUGGCAGGUAGAGCCUGGGUGACCUAAAUUCUUCCUUCCUUCUGUUUUGGCCUGCUUCUUUAGUUCCUUUCUUUUAGCCUUGUGGCACUGGUGUCAUGCUAGGGGUUUACCACAGCUUGCUGUGUGUGAGAACUGCUUAUUGAUUCCAAAUGCACCAUAACCUUCAGCAACCAUGCACAAUUCAGCGGUGAUGCGUGGGAGAUAGCAGCUGUGCAGUCCUGCGCUGUCUGCGGAGGAAGACUACUGUGUGCAUGGGUGCAUGCAGCACGGUGGUGCAGGUUGUUUGGGCGGUGUUAGUCUUGCUUCUCUUCUUUCUGCACAGCACCCAGUUCUGCUUUGCUGGGGACCAGGACCUUGUCUUGAAGCAUGGCAUGCCUGGCAGAUAGCUGGGAGCCGAGAUGGGUGUUUGGGCUGGUGGUGCAGUGUGGGAGAGGAUGGGACGUAGAGCUUUUCUUAAGUGAACAGAGGUUUUUAAAAUGGAAGGUGUGGCGUUGAUCUGUUUUUCACACUACUUAGAGGUCACACCUUUGGGUCUCUGUAUGUAUUCGUGUCCAUCCAACUGGAGGACAUCUGUUUGUUUUAGGGUCAAAGUAGCAAUCCAGAAAUGAAGCCUCAUAUCCUAGCAGGUAAGUAUCAUGGCUGUUACUUCACACUACUCCCCUGCUCCAUCCCUCCCAAGUCAAAUAAUCCUGGUUUUGCAGAAAACAGACUUGAAUCUUGCACAGUAACUUUGUUUUCUAGAGCGCUGAAGGAGACAGCUACUUAAACGCAGACAUCUGUAGGCAGCUCUUUAAGCCAGCAGGCUGGCACCAGGCGGCAGCAGCUGAAGCUAGCUAAUUGCAGAUCAGAUAUGGGAAACAGAUAACAAGAGUAACUAACCAGCUGAACAGCAGCUGUAGUGCAUCCUCCACUGCUGAGGUUUCUAAAUCUAAAGCAGAUUAUCUUUCUAGGAUGACUGCUGUAAUACCACUUUAAGACUUCAAAAGAUUCCUGUAAUACUAUGGCUUGUAAUACGUGAUCCUCCCGACUGGCCGCACACAACAGUUAUUUUUAUUCUGUGAUUAUAAAAGUCCUGCGCACGCUCUGCUAACAAGAACUGUUCCUAAUCAUAGAUGGUGUCCUCCUGCUGUGUAUUGCAUGCUCAACUUUAAAAUAAGCCUGGUUCUGACUUGUACUAAAAAGCCUCGUGCAGCAAUUCUGCUAAAACUGAUGCUGCUUAUUAAGGCACAAUAAACAGAUAAAAGAAAACUGUCCUAGUGUAACAAAUCUCGUUCCUCAAACCUGAGGCACAGUCUGCAGAUCCCACUAGCUCUGUUCAUGAAAUUUGGAGCUCAAGGAUAACACCAGACUUUUGUUGCUGAUUGUAGCAGGUCACACAGCCGCGCUGGCCAUCUUGGGGACUGGAGGAAAUAUAUUGCAUGGAGGUUCUGAAGCAAGUGCAUCCCCUAAAGAUUUAACUCUAGUUUGAUAUAUCACUUUGUAAGGAAAUCCCUGAAGAGCAAGAAACCAAUUGCAGUGUUAAAAGCCUUGUAUUAUAAAACAGGAGGAGUGAGAGAACUGUACCUGCAGAGGUUAAUCUUCAGCGCAGGCAUUUAAAUGAACUCAUUAAAAUCAACUUACAAAUUAGCUCAUUAAAAUGCAGUGCUGCAGAUCCAGAAGUUGGUUGAUCUGGUAUGCCACUUCUAUGAAGAAGUGACUUAAGAAAGGGAGAACAAAUUGAUAGUAUUAAAACUCCCUUUUUCUUUCCAGUCCAAUAACCCCCCAUCUGGAACUGCCUCUUCCCUGAACUCUGUAUCAACAGCACUUUUUGUUUAGUGAAUUAAGCUUGCUUGAUCCUCUGCUACAAGUGCCGUGUAAUAUCACUAGCCUCUUGUAAUGAAACGUGUCUGUACGCACUUGUGCCCUCCCACAGGCAGAGGAACUCCGUAAUUGAGGCCCUGGCACCAUGGGCCACAGCAAUGAUUAUUUUCACUUAUUACCAUGGUAACGAGACUUUACCCACUGCUGGCUGUAGUGGGUUUUACUUCUUAGUGGUUACAUUCUAGAUAAUCACACUACUCUGCUAGUGCCAUUAGAGUAAUGGUGGUGUUUAGGGGGAGGAGAGAAAAAAAGACUCAAAUGCGUUCUGUUAUAUAGACCUGUUCAGAAUAUCUUUUAUAUAACUACAGAUGCCAGUGAUUAAAACUGGCCUUACUCUUACAGCUUCUCGGUUGGUUCUUACAUAUCCCAGAGGCACAUAGGAGGCAAUACAGAAAAUAAAAAUAUAAAGAGUUUACAUUCCAGCUAUAUAUUCUGCAAUAAUAGCAUAUGUGUGUACAUAUAUACAGAGAGCGAGAGAAACUCCAAGUACAAAACCAGUUUGUUGGUAAAUUUUAAGCUAACCUCACUAAACCCCCUAUCCACAUCAAAAAAUUCACAGGGAAAAGAUAAUUCAAAAAUUCCUCAAACUACUUUUCAGCAUUCCAGAAUCAGAAGAAAUUACUCCAACUGUUGUGUCAAGGGCUUCAAGGACCAGACGCCUACAGAGGGCACCGUUUGAAAUGCUGCUCUGCCUUUAUCGGAGUUGGUUUCAGCUUUUAAAAGGGUUGGUGGGUGGCUGGCUGGACAGUAUGUUGGCACAGGCAGUACCUGGAGACACUUGACGAGCCUUUUUUUAGAUGCUGUGGAGCUGCAGGGAUUUUGAGCUGCCUCGCCUGUCCAUCUGGGCUCCUGUCCAUCUGAAAAGCACCGUGCUGACUCAGUAAGGGAGCCAGCUCCUCAGAUAGGUCCGGGUGCCUGACUCUGCUUCUGCUCAUGAAAACGGUCCCUUUGCCAUUGACGGGAAAGGGCAUGUGGGCGUGAAAGGCAAGCAAAGCGAAGGUGCCAACCUUACUUCUGCUGGG
Molecule: messenger RNA, 8473 nt
Organism: Egretta garzetta (little egret)
Lineage: Eukaryota; Metazoa; Chordata; Aves; Pelecaniformes; Ardeidae
Gene: CUNH2orf76
Product: chromosome unknown C2orf76 homolog
Exons: 6
Coding region: 68-448 (126 amino acids)
Source: RefSeq, a predicted model, not a curated record